UAUUGACCAGAUUGAUUCGAUUGAUUCCAUUAUUUUUAUCACAUGACGUCACCUUUGUCGCACCUUCUUCGCAGGUCUCAAGCUCGGCUUGACCGUUGCGAACCGACUGCUCAUUUAUGCCGCCAUGCUGCACUGCCAACAACCAACAACAACACGUGCGACAACCACCGUCGCUGCCCACUGUCUAUUGAUCUUACUAUCCCCAUAGGUAUACCAGGUAGUACAGAUGUUGUACAGAUCCUGUCAUAGAAGCUUAGAUUCGAGAGACAAUGUCGUCGGAUGAAAAAGGCGGCUCUCUGUCUUCUCAAGAAGGUCAGGAGGAUGAAGUGGCAAUGGAAGAAGCACGGGAAGUGACAGUCAUUCCCGUUGUGGACAAUCCCAGUGAAAUUAGUGAGAAUCACUGUCCUGUAGCCGUUGGAAUUGGGAUUCCGGACAGUGGAUUGGCAACUGAAAGGGAUAAUCAAAUAGAGAGCUCGAAUGAAGGCCUUGAAUAUACUGACAGCUGGGCUCCCAAUGUGGCGAAUGCAAGCCAACCAGAUCACCCCAGAACCAACACAACGGAACAAGAAACAGGAGGUCCUGAUGCAGUCAUCAGGGCCAGGAGAGAGGGAGAAAGCGGCCCUCAGUCUUCUCAAGAAGGGCUGGAGGAUGAAGCAGCAAUCGAAGAAGCACAGGAAGUGACAGCCCUCAGGGACAAUCCCAACGAAAUUGAUGAGCAUCACCGCCCUGUAGCCGUUGGAAUUGGGAUUCCGGAGAGUGGAUUGGCAACUGAAAGGGAUAAUCAAAUAGAGAGCUUGAAUGAAGGCAAUGAAAACACUGACAACCAGGAGCAUGCUGUUGCCAAUGCAAGCCAAACAAAUCUCUACAGAACAAACAAUACUGAACAACAAACAGGAGCGACUGAUUCAGUCACCAAAGUCACCAGAGACGCGGCAUUGACAUUGGCAUUGCACGAGUCCUUUGGUGUUCAUUGGGAGAAAUCCCCGCGAAUUACCGGACAGGAUCAUGCCAUCGAGGAUCAGUCGGACCCAACAGAAGCCCAAGAUGAUGUUGCAAUUCCUAUGAUACCCAUGAUGGGAAACGAGGGUGAGCCUGGAGUAGACCGUACUGCCACAAGAACAACGACCAACGGCCAUCAACGGCCGGGUGCAGAGUGGGUGGUCGGGAUAGAUGGAGACGUUGGGGAGAAUUCCACUUCGUCGUCAUCGGCCAGCUAUACCCGCACGAACACGAUUGUCAGUGCCACUCUCGUGGAUUCCACGUAUGUGGAUGAGCAAGUCAAGGAGAGAAUACGACAAGAAUUACUUGCUAAUGCCGUACAAGCCCAAGUCGAACAUACCAGCAACAUAAAUAUUGGUGCCGUUGACCAACAGCCGGGGAGGUUCGGUCGGCGGGCAAUGAUUCUGUAUUCGGGCUUGUCCUUGUUGGUGGUCAUUGCGCUGAUAGCCACGAUAGUUGGCUUUCUAGUGUCCAGGGACGAGGGACAAUCCGUAUCUCUCUGCGACAAGUGGACUUUGAGUGGAUCUCCUAUACUCAUGACACAUGCGAGCACCCAAUACUUUACAUGGGCAACGGCGAUCGAUGCUGGAAAGUUUAUCCUUCCAGACGCAUGCCAUAUCCAGACUGGGGGUCGUCUGAUGGUCGUCAAGACUCUCGGCACUGGUAGUCCUUUGACAGUAUCAACCUGCAAAGAGGCCACAAACUUUCCGGCUCGACUGGAGGUCCUGGAAGGAGCCUGCACUGAUGCGCAGUGCAAAGAAGCAGUGAACAAUACUCUGUGCCCGGGACGUAUGCAUAGCGACAAGGUUACCUUUGAUUCUGUUUACGGGCAGGAAUAUUUUUUUGUGGUCAGUGGCUUCACCUCGAAUGACGACGUUGUGGGUAUGUCCAUCCGUGCCAAACACGACACUUGCGAAACCGCACAAGGGCCAAUCAUACCCGAUACGAACUUUGUUCACAGGAGCGUGAUUGAUUCGAAUUCAAAGUGGUGCAACCAAUCGUGCUGGUACGGAGCAGGGCAACUGUUUGGUCCUGGAGCUUGGUAUAAGCUCCUAGCCACAGGAGCCACCAUCACUGCCACAGUAUCCUGCGAUCCAGCGAGUGUUGCCGAUCUUAUGUUGACGAAUUUCACCGGUCUCAGUCUUACCGUGUUGGAAGGAGGAUGCGACUCGAGCGCGUGUGUGGACGCCGCGAUUCGACCUUGUCAGUUUGACACAGCUGUGUCUUUCAAAUCAAGACCAGAUCAAGAAUAUUGGCUUCUGGUACGAGCUCGUUCUUCCAAGAGAGCUCUGGCAGAAGGCGUUAGGUUCAAUUUAUCUGUGGCGUCUGCCGGUGGUCAAACUAAUGAUCGCUGUGGAACAGCACAACCAAUACCAUUCGUUGGUGGCGAAGACAAUCGCAGCAAGCCCUACUUUGUGCAAGGAUCCACAAUCGAAGCGGACUCUUAUUCUAGCACUGACGUAAAAUUGCCGCAGUGUGGUGAAAUUCCCAACAACCACGAGUCUGGUGGUGUGUGGUUUUCUGUCCAGGGCACUGGGAAAGGAAUUCGGGCUUCCACAUGUCACACCUGGUGGUUGCCAGCCGAAGGAAGACUGCCGUUUGUGCCGCUGGAGAUAAGCGCCCGUGUGUUCACGACAAGAGUGUCGGUCUAUGAGGGAUACUGUCAAGGUAGUGCAGACGAGGGGGGCCUCCGGUGUGUUGAAAACACUCAUGUGGAAUUCUGUGAAGUCCUCCCUCACAGCCUGGGGAAAGUGACUUGGCAAUCAAAAGAAAAUUCCACCUAUUACAUUUACGUUCAAAGCCUGUUUCAAGAAGAUGAACGUUUCAACUACACUGCCACAGAAGGACACUUUGUGCUAAGUCUGGAAGAUGCACCACUGCCACCGACGUUGUGCGACAUUGAGGUUGACUUGAAAUGCAUCUCUGGCUGUCAGUACGGUGAGGUUCCAUCUUGUCAAGAGCAACCAAAGCAAAUUGAGUUUACCAACGUUGGUGGUAAAUGCGGCAACUACAACAAUCAACCCCAGUACUACUGUGAGGAUUUUGGAGAAGGGCCGCCUGCUUUGAAUACGUCGGAAGGAUUCGGCCAUUUGCUUGUGUCAUAUUUCACGGAUGGGCAUGCUGCGAAUGCAUCAUUCAUAGUCGUGACAAACAGACUGAACAAAGGUGAUAUUUACUUUCAAGAUUGGGUUGAGCUGGGUGGCGAUAUGUUGCUUUAUGGCAAAGGUGAUGAAAUCGAGUUCAGCCGGUACUUGAACUUCUCGCUGUACUCAUCCAAUGAAACGUCCGCGGACGCACUGAUGCAAGUCGUGACCUUUGAUACUGAUUGUGAUUUCGGCCUUGAUGACUCAAGGCAUGGCAGCAUCAAGCUUUCAUCUUUCACCAACACGAAGCAGGGCGAAGUCGUCCUUCAAAGUGGUGCCCCGGAUCUCAAUAUCUUUUACACAGUUUGGGAUGCAGCUGUGCAAGCUCCGUUGGGAUCCCAUGGGUUGAUCAUGAAACACUGGGAUUUUGAAUUGAUACUGGGCGGCUUUGGUUUUGUGCGGUAUCCCUGGGACGAGCCGACAAACACCUCGUUGAUCCCUGGUUACAGACCCAAAAAGUGGACGAUCAACUCGUUCACUGACUUUUUGCACCCCAGCAUCAUCACAAUGUUUGGCAAGCCUCGUGUAGAUUCUGAUGAAACGUGUCAACUGCAAGUUCUUUCUAUGCUUUGAGUUCUUUAGAAGGUACAUGCAUCUUCAUGCUCUCAGUGACGUGCAAACUUAGUUGGCGAUCGAUCUGCUACAUGUAUAGUGAUGAUGGAUGAACUGCGAUUUCGAAUGGAAGACAAAAAGGUGCGCCAUGUGGAAGGUGUUUUCCUUUGCCACGCGUGUCAACUUGUACCGGUCCACUGACAAGUGCAAUGCAAUGCAUGAGUGACAGUGUAUUCCAUUCGAUUCCUGUCUGAACCAAAAGUCUGACGUAGGGCCUGAUCAAACACAACAAGUAUCCACCAGCUUAUCAGCUUAUCCGCCCUUUUUGUUCCAAGUGGGACCAUACCGGUAUGCUUCUCAGCGGUCUGCCGAUCAGGCGUAGCUACUAGCUCGAAGCUGUGGUUUCAACCCCUUGAUCCUACCGGUACAGGUACCUAUGUUGGCUAAUCGUUCAAUCUCCGAUCACAGGUACUAGUACUCAUACCGUACAAUAGCUGUCUGCUGUUCUUGCAGCAAACGCAGCUAUCCUCUGCAGAUUGUACCGGUACCGUAUCCAGAUACCGGCAAGGUGUUUCUACAUGUAGUACCGGUAUGGAAAGAGAGCAGUGAACCAGCAUCCAAGCUUUCGUGGUCCCCAGUUCCCAGCACAGUAUCAUGGUCCUAUGCAAGGACACCCGCUUGUUGAAGUGAUCCCAUGGAGCUGCCCUGAGUUUCACCCUCUCUUUCUCUUAUUAAGAUUGGCCCCCUGUUGGCUUUGAUACUAUCUCAUACCAUAACCAAUCCACUUCUCUCUCCCAGGUAGAGUUCAUCAGAUUAGAUACUGAUUCUGUUGUUGUAGCUUUCUCGUGUUUUGUGAGACGGCCAAUGCCAACUAGCCAAGGGCCGAGAGUAGCACCGGUACCGGUAUCCCCAUUCCCCCCGAGAGAGACGUUUGAGAUGCCACCAUUUUCGAAUUUUGAAUCAUGUGCGAAUGG
Molecule: messenger RNA, 4669 nt
Organism: Seminavis robusta
Lineage: Eukaryota; Bacillariophyta; Bacillariophyceae; Naviculales; Naviculaceae
Source: the annotation of a GenBank genome assembly